Guillardia theta CCMP2712 is the source of this 753-nucleotide messenger RNA. RefSeq lists its product as hypothetical. The transcript has 8 exons. Bases 1 to 753 code for a protein of 250 amino acids. The record is from RefSeq and is a predicted model, not a curated record. Lineage: Eukaryota; Cryptophyceae; Pyrenomonadales; Geminigeraceae.
AUGAGGCGAUCCAUGAUGUUCGAUUCAGACGACUCCGACGAAGAAUUGUCGAGCUUUCCAAGCUUUCUAGUGAACGACUCGAGCUUUCUUGGCAAAACGCAUGCAGAACAUCUGAAUGUGACUAUCUCGCCAACUGUUUGGAGGUCGCUUAGCUUGUUUCCUCCAGGGAUCAGCGUCCUUGAUACCACCACAGAGCCUACAGAAAAUCGCAAGUCCAAGAUCUGCGUUGCAGAAGCUAGCUCUCAAGAUCCGCCAAUGGCGGCCAAUAAAGUGCUGGCAAUGUCACAGGAAUCCAGGUUGUCGGAAUCGUUUGGUGGACUGGACAUGCUUGAAAAGCCAUCUGCACCCUUGACAUCCGAAAAGCGACAAGCCGGAACCCCAAGGUCUGCAACAACGGGUAGCAGGAUGCGAUUUUCUCGCGUUUUGGAUCACCAGCGGGAGAUCAAUGAGAGCGGAAAGAAGGAUAAAAAAGAAGCUGAGGAUGUUAACGACAAGUCCAAAGUGCUGUCAGAGAUGGAGAACAAACUCAAUGGAACUGUCGCAGCAUUGAAGAUGGAAUUGCAGGAACUGAAAGAUGAGCUGAAGGCACAGAGGUUGAUACAGAAGCAAACAUGCAAGACUAUGGAAGAAACGAAACGCCAACUUAGCAACGAGAUUCAUAUUCUUCGGAGCCAGCUCAAACACGUGCAAGAUAAAUCGAUGAUUCAAGAGCCACCAAGGCAAAUGAUACAAUUCUUCACCUCCUUGUUCUGA